GAUUAUUUCCGGAUGAAGCUCCAGUGGCGCUCGCUGAGCCCGGGGCAGCUGCGGAGGAACAAAAUCCUGAGGGGGUACCAGGAACAGCUGGAGCGGGACCUGGCCCGGAGCCCCCCCUCGGUUCCCCCCUCGCUGCUCCGCGACGUCCUCAUGACCUUCUGCAUGUUCAACUUCGACCUCGGGUACGUGAGGGGGAUGAGCGAGGUCCUGACCCCCCUGGUCAGCGUCAGCCCCGAGGAGGUCGAAGCGUUCUGGGCUUUCUGCAGCCUCAUGGAGAUGGUGGGUGAGAAUUUCGGGCCGGGGCUGAAGAGGAAACUGGGAGAACUGGGAGCACUGGUGCGAGUGGUGAACCCCGGGCUGAGCCCCCUGCUGG
Pseudopodoces humilis (Tibetan ground-tit) is the source of this 373-nucleotide messenger RNA. The record is from RefSeq and is a predicted model, not a curated record. Lineage: Eukaryota; Metazoa; Chordata; Aves; Passeriformes; Paridae.